AUGAAUAACUUCGGCUAUCAAAAUAUUUAUUCUUGGUGGUCAACCAAGCAGUAUAAAAACAAGAAAAUUAAAAUUAAUCGUUCUGUCCAUCUGUGUGUCUGUUUGUCUUCCCAUCUAGCAAAUCUUACAGGCCAGAGAACCUGCAAUAGAUGUGCAUCCUCCACUACCACGACAACAUCUCUCACUGGAACCUGCACAUCUUACAAUGCUGAUUCGAGCACUGCCUGUACCGCAUGGGCUGCAAAUGGAUUCUGCACCAACACCUUCUACACUUUGACUCAGAGAAAGGCCUAUUGUGCCAGAACUUGCAGAAUUUGUUACGCAUUUGGUGGGCGACAAGACAAGCCGGUAGACGACCAUGACAGCCAAAAUAUUGCAUUUUAG
Messenger RNA from Caenorhabditis briggsae, 384 nucleotides. The record is from RefSeq and is a predicted model, not a curated record. Bases 1 to 384 code for a protein of 127 amino acids. The transcript has a single exon. NCBI's taxonomy places the organism in Eukaryota, Metazoa, Nematoda, Chromadorea, Rhabditida, Rhabditidae.